This is a messenger RNA of Anthonomus grandis grandis, 1208 nucleotides long. RefSeq lists its product as uncharacterized. Gene Ontology annotation, biological process: regulation of transcription by RNA polymerase II. The transcript is spliced from 2 exons. Bases 5 to 955 code for a protein of 316 amino acids. Lineage: Eukaryota; Metazoa; Arthropoda; Insecta; Coleoptera; Curculionidae. The record is from RefSeq and is a predicted model, not a curated record. Gene Ontology annotation, cellular component: nucleus; transcription regulator complex.
AAAAAUGGAACAAUUCAUUGAAACUGUGAGAUUAAAUCCUUGCCUAUGGAAAGUAGAUGAAAAGAACUAUAAAAGUCAAGACGCACGUGAUAUUGUCUGGGAAGAAGUCUCAAAAAAGUGCAAUAUAACAGACGGAAAAGAGGCUAAACGGGUAUGGAAAAAGUUAAGGGAUUCUUUCAGGGACGCUUUAAAAAGGCAAAAUGAAUGUAAAAGUGGGGACGCAGCACCUGCGGUAAAACGGUUGUGGGUAUACCAAAAACAAAUGGAAUUUUUGAUUCCAUAUAUGACCAACCGAAAAAGAUGUUCCAACGUAGCUGACACGCAAUCAUCAAACGAAAAUACAAUGGAAACAUGGCCACAUGAAGAAAUACAAACUCAAAACGAACAAUCACACAGUGACUUUGAACACACGGUAGUGACUGACGAAGAAACUCAAAUAAGUAGUAGAGAAACCCAAGAGAAAAAUCCUGAGUUUAUAGAGCCUGUUAAGAAGAAAAAAAGUCAAUGGCAAGAAAACGUUGUAUCGAUAAUGAAACAACAAGCUGAAAAAAGGGAGGCUAGGGCUGCUGAGCGAGACGCUCAAAGAAAAGAAUUUGAACAAAAAUUGCGGUCGAAUGAUCCUCUUAAGGAAUUUUUCAACAGUAUGUAUUUAACAACAGCUGCUAUGCCUCCACAUUUACAAGUUUCCAUUAAGCGAAAAAUAUUUGAUGCUGUUACUGAGGCGGAACUGAGUAAUUUUACGAGCCACGCCAGCAGCAGCACUGGUACUCACGGUUCCCAACAUUACUUUCACACACUACAGCCACCCCAACAUUCGAACUCAAUUUAUAAUAAUCAUAAUCAUCAUCAUCAUACUUCUACUCCGCUACCGUCACCACAAUCAACAUCCAACCAGUCAUCAAGCGACGAAACUGCAGGAAGCUACUUUGGAAAUUGGAAUUUAGAUAAUCCAUAAUUAUUAUAUUAAUAUUACUAUUAGCUAUUAUAGCAGAAAUAUUAAUUAUUUAUUUAAUACCUAUUAGAUUAUUUUUUUAUGAUGGAAUAAAUUUGUGUCAGGAAAAACUAAAAAUAUUACUUUUAAAUAAUCAAAAAAAUAACUUACCUUAAACAUACACCCAAACGCUCCUCUGUUGUGACACUUUCUCGGUAGUUCGUAUUAAGCUUUAUAAUUUCAAAUCUUAUUAAUUCAUGAAUUUCCACAAACUGAG